This is a messenger RNA of Ahaetulla prasina, 6400 nucleotides long. RefSeq names its product KIAA0408 ortholog. NCBI's taxonomy places the organism in Eukaryota, Metazoa, Chordata, Lepidosauria, Squamata, Colubridae. The record is from RefSeq and is a predicted model, not a curated record. The transcript is spliced from 9 exons. The coding region runs from base 1710 to 3638 and encodes 642 amino acids.
AGGAAAAAAAAAAUACCAGAUUUGGUUUUUAUUUAAAAUUAAUCUUUCUGUCAGCCAGAGUUUGAUAAUACUUGUUGUUCUUUAAAGCAGCUGCUGCAGCAGCAGUGCUAUUUGUGCAGUUUGACUCAACAAUGCAUACUUAAAUUAUAUAGAAAAUGCAUACUUCACAAUGCAUACUUAAAUUAUAUAGAAAAAGGCAAGUAUAUCUUGUAAAAGAAAUCUAAAACUGCCUAUUGUCGAAUGCUUACCCUGGCUGCUUUAACAAGGUUAAGAACUCUGCUCCACUAUAAAACCUAAAAAUGUCCUGGCCAUGAAGUUGUUUAUGUAAAAUAUGAGAAGAUCUAAGGUUACAGAACUUGGGAUUGGAAGAGCUUUUAAAACCAUCCUCUGAAGGCUGACGUCACGUGGAAACCAGCUGCUGGGAUGAUGCUAAACGGAACUGUUUGUCAGUUUGCAGAAAAUUGCAAAGUUGAACUAACAUUGCUCUAAGGACUUUGUCUUGAUAGAGAGGCUGAUGCUUCAUCUCUCUUUGAAGGGUCAUUCCUUGCAGAACUGGAAAGGCUUUUUCUCACCUCCUUCUUUUCACUCCUGGUUUCGCUUGGCUGGAAGGGAUUCUUCCACUGCAAAUGGGGAAAUCUGAGGCUAGGAAGUGACUUGCCACAGACUGAAUCCAGGAAGAAAAAGGACUGCAAAUUCGAAUUUUCUGGAUCCUGACCCCACAACUUUGUUGCCUAAAACCACAUGUCAACUUUGCAAAUACAUGCAAAUUUGCUAGGACCCUUUGGGUAAAGAGCUAUCAUAAGCUUCUCUACUGAUUCCUUUUAUACAGACUGCUGGAAAGAUAUUCAAGCCAGAGGACCCUUUUAAUUUUCCUGCAUUCUGAAAAAAAUCUACUCAAAUGUAGCAGCCUCCAAAUACUGUACAUUAAAAGUUAAAAAUAAAAAAGCAAGACCAAAUGAUCCCCGUUAAAAAUAUUGAAAUGGUUGCACAUGAUCAUCUUCAGAUGGCACUUGGAAUGCAAACAAGCUUUCAGAAGAGUGGAAAAGUUAAGCCAGUUGUUUUGGAGAAAUCAUCACUUUAGUCUCUGGCACUGAGCUAGAACUUUGGCCCUAAAAGUGAAGAAAAUUCAUUUUGCUUGCCUUCUUGCUCCUUCAAGCCAAGAUAAUUUACUUAAAUAACCAACGGCUUUUGUCUUCUUUUAUGCAGUAUCCUGGGGAUGUUGGGGCAGCUCUGUUAUUUGCAGCAACACUACUUUUAAUAAAACAGUCUUUACUUUAUCCAGACAGGGAUAACCCCCCCCCAAAAGUUCCUGGACCCCAAGUUGGUUGGAGCAAAUACUUAUAGCAAAGCUGGAAGAGGGGAAAAAAACCCUGCACUACCUGGAGCUUGAAACAGAUUUUUCUUCAUGUGAAGAAAAAGUGAAAGGAAGGACUAGUGAAAAGAAGGACUAGGGGUGACAUGAUAGCAGUCUCCCAAUAUUUAAGGAGGUGCCACAAAGAAGAGGAAGUCAACCUAUUGUCCAAAGCACCUGAAGGCAGGACAAGGCGUAAUGCAUAGAAACUAAUCAAAGAAAGAAGCAACAUAAAACUAAGAAGGUGGCACCCACGACAAACAAAGCUUGCUCUAAUAUCAUCAUUCCCACUUUCCAAGAAAAGCUCAGAAGAGAAGAGAGAAGGACACAUCCUCUCCUCUACUGACCCAGCAACACUAUGGAUCUUCAGACCCAACUAGAGCACAUGACUGAGAAGAACUGGAGUAAAGAGAAGAUGGAGCUGUUGGAACGUUUCGACAGUGAAAGGAAAGAAUGGGAAUGCCAGUGGAAGGUCAUGCAGAAGAAAAUAGAAGAGCUUUACCAGGAGGUAAAAUUAAGGCGUGAAAACAAUAUGAGUAUCUCUGAGAAUAAGCCCAUUCAUAACAAGGAAGAACAGCAAGCUUGCUCCCCCACCUUAGAAUGGAGUGACCCACCAGGAUUGUACAGCUGUUCGCCAGAUAAAGAGAGUUUGCAAAGCCAAGCCGAAAAGGAAAGCAAGUGUGUGAAAAACAAAAGGAGAAACCAUGCUUUUGCAAAAGAUCGUCUCACUUUUCAAAAUUCUAAGGAGUCUGAAAACUGUGUAGACUUGAAAACAACCAAGAAUUACACUCAGGAUCUCAAUAUUGCCCUUAAAGAACUUGCCAAAGUAAGUGAAGACUUGUGUACCUACCAAGAAGAAAUCCGUAAGAAAGCCAACCAUAGAAGGAAAAAAAUAUUUCCUUUCCUUGGAGAAUCCAUUGAAAGUGGGAAUGCAUCGAUUACCCAAGAGACAAGCCAUGCAUAUUAUAAGAGCCCACCACUGGCUGCAGUUGCCUCUGAGACGGAAAAGCAAAAUAAUAGAAAGAAUCUGAUUAGCAUCAACAGGCAUUUGAAGGAAACUCCAUCAACUGCUCUUUCUGUGGUUGAGGAAACCAGCUUUUUGCCUUGGCAAAGACAAGAAGGGCCUCCUGUUCCCCCCAGAAGCACCUCUCGGCAUUUGACAAGCUCUCUUGCAGACGUUUCCGAAGCAUUAGCUAAGCAUGUUGAGCAGAGAAAUAGCUGCACAACCCAAGAACAUCCAGAUGGAAGUCCAUUAAUUUAUCCAGCUGCUCCACUGACAAUGUCAGAUGAAUGUAAAUCUCUUAGUGGGCCUAUAGAAAAUCAGGAUCAGUAUAAUGGCCACAAACAUCCAGCAACAAUUCUUCACAGUGUGUGGUCUUGUGAGGCAAGCAAAAUUGAAAAUGGACCCGAAAGUGGCUCUUCCAGACUUGCUCUCCAGAAGUGCUCUUCUGAUGGAUAUAUGAUGACCCCAAAACAGCAUCCCAAAUUUCAAAGUAGUGUACAUUGUACCAGUAAUCCUUACAUUGCGGCAUGUGAUACACUGGAAGAUUCUGGGUAUGAAACUGGAAAGACUCAACGCAAUGAAACACUGGAAGCUAAAAUUGAUGAGUUCAAUCGGACUGUAUUUCAUACAGAUAAAAGUAAAAAAUGUUUGCUGCAGAACCAAACAGAGCUGCCUGGUGUUCCUAAAGCCCAUUGUGGACUGCAGGACAGUCUGAACAAUGGGGCACCAAACGAAGAGUCGACUUAUGUUUUGAAUUCCAAGCUGUCUUCAAAGAAGGAAGAAAAAGCAAAUAGGCCCAGUAAAGAUAUUAAAACAAAACGACAACAAAAGCAAAUAAACGGAGUUUUAAGUGGCUACCAGCACAUGCUUCAUGAACAUGACUGGUGGCCAAGUAAUUUGUCUGGUCGUCCACGAUCAGCUGAUUCAAGGUCCAACUAUGGUGUUGUUGAGAAGUUGCUGAAAAACUAUGAAAAACAAGUGCAAUCUGAGGCUGAAUUUACUGAGGGCAGCUACAAAAAAAUGGGCUAUUAUCCAGUACUCCAGACAGAGCAAGGAAAGCAGGAGCAGCAGAAGAAUUCAGUGAGACAUCUUGGACUAUAUACCAAGCAUGGAAAAGAGAAGCAGAAAUUUCCUGAGGUAUCUCUGGCGGCCAAGCAGUCAAAUGGCAAGGCAUUCUCGCGGCCAACUCUCCCAGCAAACCGACGCUUACCUUCCAGAUGGGCCUCCAGGUCUCCAUCAGCACCACCAGCAAUGAGAAGAACACUUCUGAAUGAAAUUGCUUGAGACAUUUCAGCGGGUCUGAACCUAGUUGUGGAUUCAGGACUGAUGUGAAAGUACCAUGUUUUUUGAAACACUCUUUUCCAUAUUCACAACUAGAACUAGUUAUGCAACUCUACUUCAUUGGUCAAUAAUAACUAUCUUUUUGACUUGCUGAAAAACUCUUUGGAUUCUUGGAUCAUUCUUACUGUCUUCAGUGUUUUAUCAGUUAGAUAAGGAUUCCCUUUUCCCUGAAUAUGUAUGUGUAUAUAUGUAUAUGUAUACAUAUAUUACUCAUAGUAAUUUUUCUUUGAAUAUAAUGUCAUUAUUCAUCUCCUUAAUAUGUUUUUAAUUUAAAUUGAGUGCUGUACAUUCUGACUUCCCCCACAAAGGGUAGGAAGAAAUGCUGUGUGCAUGAUCAUGUCAUGUUAGAUGCAUGUGUUGAAAUAGCAAGUGCAUUUAGUUUGUAACUACUAUAGAAAAGAUUAUUGCCAUACCAAGAUGCCUACAUAUAGUCAUGCAGUUUUCAAGGUUUGAGAUUUGUUUGAAGGAAUGAAUGAAUGAAUGAAUGAAUUGAAUGAAUGAAUGAAUGAAUGAAAAUAUAUCAAUAUAGUCCCUGGGAGAAAUGCUGGAUUAUGCAAAAGCCCAUCUAGUCCAACAUGCUAUGUCUCCCAGGGGCCAAUACAUCCCAGGAAAAUAUAUCCCUGCCAAUACUUACAUUCUGUAUAUCUUUUAUCUUUUACAAGUCUAGCAUUUAAUAUAAAAAAAUUAACUUUAUGCAUUUUUUAAAAAAAAAUGCAUGCUAGCAGAUAGAAAGUUAUUUGCAAUGAUGUCAUAGAAGCUGAAUGGACUGGUUUUUCAUUCAUGCUUCACGUGUCACUUUUAAUCUGCCAUUAUUGAAAUGUUGCAAUGCUCAAUCUGAUGUUUUACUAACAUAUUUUUUUCCAAUUCAAAGCAUCUACUUAUAACUAUUAGCUUUGCUGAAUGUACAAGCAUUUCUAAAAAGAAUGUCUAUUAUUUCAUUCAGUAUUACUGUAUGUGUCUUAGAAACUAGACUCAGAUAAUAGCAUCAGAAGAUACUUGUUGGAUCGUGUCACACGCCCAUCCUGUCCCCGUGACCAUCUAUAUGCAGUAGGACAUGAAGCGGAAAGCCUCUUCUUUUCACCCCUAGCAGUUAGUAUUUCAGGUAGUCUGUUUUUGAACUUGGAGAUAACACACAGUAGUUCUUGACACCCAUGGGAAGCUUAUUUGAUCAGCAGUAUGGGUUGAGUCUGGGGAAAGAAGGAGACAGAGGUCUACUCAGCAUCUCAAAAGCAAAGCUAAACUUAUCAAGAGACACAGAUCUUUCCAUGCAAUUUAACCCUUGUCCUGAUAUGACCACUUGUGCCAGCUGCACCCAGGGAUAGAUACAUGUGCAUUGUAACAAUGUCUAGACAUGCAAACAGAUAAAUUAAUGGCAUGGAGACAAGCUUUACAAAUGGUACUUGUGAUCACAUGAUGGCUCAUGUAGUUUUUUAAUUCCACUUAUUAGCCUUUUUCUCCAUUUGCCUCAAUGUGAAAGUUUAGGAAAUAGCCUUGAAAGAUAAGAGGAAGAGCCGUCAACAAGGAAACGGCCACACAAUCAGGUCUUCGAGCCCGGGCUAAAAAAGCAAUGUGAGAAAAUGUUUUUGACAAGCUUCUCCCUAGUUCAUCCAGAUGAAAUGAGCAAAGGGGAAGCACAUUCAGAUUUGCAAGAUUCUGUUACUAGAGCUGUUACAAUAAAAGUAGUCUUGAUCUAUAUGAUAUUGGUUUCAUAGCCUGGUCCACCUUGUAGGGCUGACACCCAGUAUGUUUUAAAGGAAUAGUGAAAUCACAUACAGAAUUAACGUUAAGAUUUUCCUGGAUCAGGAUUUCUCCAUAUGGAUUCAGUUACUUUCUUAUUUGAUUGCCUACCUGCACUUAGAGAUUCUAGUCUUUAGUAAAGCAAAGUUAAAGCAUGGAGGCAGAUAGAUAAGCAAUAUUAUGGCUAUCUGCCAUGAACCUACUUUUUUGGACUUGUACUCAGCAGUGACGGCAGCUACCAGUUUACCAUGAUAAAUAGAACCAGAUCUGGCAAGUACUUGGAUGGAAGCUCAGCAGGAAUCCCAGAGCUCUAUAUUAGAUGAAAAACCAAAACAACUGUGUCAGAAAAAAAACAAUCAUUGGUGGGUUGUUACCGGUUCGUCCCCAUUCGGGCAAACUGGUAGUGGCGGCAGUGGAAGGCUCUGCCCACCCACUCGGGCAUCUCUGUGCAUGCGCAGAAGCUUUUGCACAUGUGCAGAAGUGUCGUGCGUGCGCAAGUGCACGCACGCCCACGAGCAAACCAGUAGCAGCCGAAAUUGAAACCCACUAUUGGAAUCAAUGGCAAACCAUUCUAAUCUGUUAGCAAACAAAGGGUCAUGCCUACAUAGCUUCCAGAAGUUGAGCUUGAUUUAAGGAAGGCGUUAUUUUACUGAACUUCAGAUAGCCAAGGCAACUCCGUAAUUCUGCUCCCGUGACUGAUAGAAAUGGCUCUCAGUUAUGAGUUCACUUGAUUUUGGCACAGGCUUGACAGAGUGUGUAAAUAUUGCGUCCAGAUGGGAUUGCUGUGGUGCCAGAAAUCCUAGACGAAUGCCAUUACAGGCAUGUAUUUCCCUUAAUCUAUCUCUUGUGUUGUUGGCUGUUGAUAUGCUAUGUAUGUAGCCUGGUUUAUUUCUCUUACCAGCAACUGAAUGAAAUAUCAAAUCUGCAAAGCUGCCUUAUGGAAAGUCAUUAAAAAUCUUCUUCCUCUU